AUGUACUGGGCUCGACUCACAGUUUCUAGCAUCUCCACCGUUGAGGUCACCCAGGAGGGUGCCAUCCGUCUCGAGCCUGUUCACUACUACAAGGACGCCGGCUUGCACCCUGUCAUGAUGGAGAACGUGGAGCUUGCCGGAUAUGACGCUCCUACCCCCAUUCAGAAGUAUACCUUGCCGGCCAUCCACAAAGGCCUCGAUGUGGUCGCUGUCGCUCAGACUGGUUCCGGCAAGACCGCCGCCUACCUCAUUCCCAUCCUCAACAAGCUUAUGGGCAAGGCCAAGAAGCUGGCCGCUCCUCGCCCCAAUCCUGCCUCGGUCGAGAUUGGUCAGUCCUGGGUUCGCGCUGAGCCUCUGGUGGUCAUUGUCUGCCCCACUCGUGAGCUCGCGAUCCAGAUCUUCAACGAGGCCCGCAAGUUCUGCUAUCGUACCAUGCUUCGUCCUUGUGUCGCCUACGGUGGUGGCCCGAUCCGCGAUCAGGUUCAGCAGCUUGGUAAGGGCUGCGAUGUCCUCAUUGCCUCGCCUGGUCGCCUGUGCGACUUCAUUCAGCGCCCAGACGUUCUCUCGCUUCGCCGCCUGCGAUACAUGGUUUUCGAUGAGGCUGACGAGAUGCUUCACGAUGACUGGCGCGAGGAGUUCGAUGUCAUCAUGACUGGUGGUGAGCAGCAGGAGGGAAACAUCAAGUACAUGCUCUUCUCAGCCACCUUCCCCAAGCCUCUUCGUGAUCUUGCCAAGGAGCAUCUCUCUACUUCCAGUGUUCGCAUCAACAUUGGACGCAUCGGCAGCACCCACGCCAACAUUAUGCAAAGAGUUUUCGAGGUGGCUCCCUUCGAUAAGAAGACGGCUCUCAAGGAGCACAUCAACUCGCUGCCCGCUUGUCGCACCAUCAUCUUUGUCAACAGCAAGCGCACUGCUGAUGACCUCGAUGACUUCUUGUACAAUCUGGGCUUCCCUUGCACAUCCAUGCAUAGCGACCGCACUCAGCUCGAGCGCGAGGCUUCCAUGCGCGCUUUCCGUGCCGGAAAGUCCCCCAUCCUGAUCGCCACCGGCAUCAGCGCUCGUGGCAUCGAUGUGAAGAACGUGAACCAUGUCAUCAACUACGAUCUCCCAAGCAUGGACCAUGGUGGGAUCGAGGAGUAUACCCACCGAAUCGGUCGCACCGGUCGCAUGGGUCAGCGGGGUAUUGCUACCUCGUUCUACACCGAGCGUGACGAGCCUAUUGCCAGUGUUCUCGUUCGAACCCUCAUGGAGACCAAGCAAGAUGUUCCCGAGUUCCUUGAGCCCUACAAGCCUACUGGCAAGGGCUUGGAGAAUCUCAAGUUUGAGACUGAGAGCGAUUUCGACCCCGAGGAGGCUGGAGUUGCCCACCUUGGCGUCUCCGGCGGCGAUGGAGGUUGGUCUAACAAGGGCUAUGGCGGCGGCGAUGAUGCUGCUGCUGCUGCCGCUGAUGGUUCUUGGGGCGGCGGCGGCGGCGGCGAUGCUGCUUGGGGCGGCGCUGGCGAUGAUGUCGGCGACGAGAGCAAGAAGGAAGAGCCCGAGGCCACUGCUGCCUGGGGCGCAUCUGUUGGUGGUAAUGCUUGGUGA
Molecule: messenger RNA, 1584 nt
Organism: Colletotrichum spaethianum
Lineage: Eukaryota; Fungi; Ascomycota; Sordariomycetes; Glomerellales; Glomerellaceae
Product: ATP-dependent RNA helicase ded1
Exons: 4
Coding region: 1-1584 (527 amino acids)
Cellular component (GO): nucleus
Molecular function (GO): RNA helicase activity; RNA binding; ATP binding
Source: RefSeq, a predicted model, not a curated record